GAGGAGAGAGUGCAGCUCCGUCAUCCUAUUUGCAGAGAGAGAGAGAGAGAGAGAGAGAGAGAAGGAGGGAGGGAGAGGGAGGAGUGUAAGCUAGUGACUGAGCGAAUGAGAGACGGGGAUAGUGGAGCAGCACAACAAUAGUGGGCUGCUCUUGUGGCUGUGGACUCACAGAGACAGAGGGAGCGCUCAGAGGGACACACAGGCGCUCUGUAAACCAGCUGCAGGCUCAUUGCAGCUGGCUUAUACGUCCAGGCAAUACAGACUACUCACUUUUGUUUUGUUUUUUCCUUUUGGUCUCUGUGUGGCAACUAUUCUUCACCAAACCACUGACUUACUGAAUUUUGACGCAGGAGCAUUUUAGGAAUUUGUGUGGUCAUUGCAUUUUGCCCAUACUGUAGGUGAACUUGAGGAGCAUGUCCACAUACAACUUGGACUAGUUUUUGUCUGUGCUGGGUCUGAUCUCUGAUGGUCACCGCCUGGACACUGGAACAGCUGACUUGACCAGAGUGGGCUUGAGCACCAGCAGGAGUUUUGUCUAUGUGGGAUUGUAACACUCCGACUGUGGGCUCAUCUCAAUCAGCCCUCUAGGGAGAACACUUCUGUUUGUUUGUUCUAACAUUUUUUUGCGUGGCGAGGGCUUGCUCCAAGGAGGGGGUGAGGGGGAACCAGAACAUUUCCAUUUGUGUGUGCGUGUAUGACACAUAGUGUGUUCUGGGGGAUGCCUCUGGAUGUGGUGAUUGCCCCAGCGGAGGACUGUUUUUGGCCGGACCUGCAGGACACGGACAUGAGGCUGAAAAUAAGGGUCCGCCGGAUGAAGCAGGGGAGAGAGCUACGAGGAGGUUUUGCUGCUUUUACCUCCUGUUUCCCCGGCCUGUGUGAAGGGAAGCCUGCCACUUCUCUACCUAUGAGCUUGUCCCAGCCCUGCCUGCCUGUGGCUAAUGUAGGGCCCACUCGCAUCCUGCCACACCUCUACCUGGGCUCACAGAAGGACGUCCUCAACAAGGAUCUGAUGGCUCAGAAUGGUAUCACCUAUGUGCUGAAUGCCAGCAACACCUGCCCCAAGCCAGACUUUAUCAGCGAGAGCCACUUCAUGCGCAUCCCAGUCAAUGACAACUACUGCGAGAAAUUGCUUCCCUGGCUGGACAAAACUAAUGAAUUCAUAGACAAAGCUAAGGUGUCGAACUGCAGAGUCAUUGUGCACUGCCUGGCUGGAAUCUCGCGUUCAGCAACCAUCGCCAUUGCAUACAUCAUGAAGACAAUGGGCUUGUCAUCAGAUGAUGCCUACAGGUUUGUAAAGGACCGAAGGCCGUCCAUAUCCCCCAACUUCAACUUCCUGGGUCAGCUUCUGGAGUUUGAGAAGGGUCUGCGAUUACUGCAAGCUUUAACUUCGACCACCGACGACAAGAUCUCUGAUAACAACACUAAGCAAAGCUCGGAGGUUAACGGGGGUUUCGAGAUGAACGGUCACCACAGCAACUACGACUCAUCGGUGGCAGACCAACACAUCCCACCGGAACCCAAGGUGCCAUCACCCACCUCCCUUCAGCAAGGCUUCAACGGCCUACACCUCUCCGCGGAGAGAAUCAUGGACACUAACCGGCUUAAACGCUCCUUCUCCCUGGACAUUAAGUCGGUCUACUCUCCCAACAGUACCCCCUGCCCCAGCCUGGCACCCACCCACUCUGAAGACGUCCCCAAGCUGUGCAAGCUUGACAGCCCAGGAACAGGCACCUCCAAUGGUGUCUGCUCCCAGUCUCCCGUCCUAGACAGCCCCAGCUCCGCCGAUUCACCGUUUCCCUCACCGGGCUGCGGGGGCAGCAUUGGAGGUUUGGGUCCAGUCCAUCGGUCUGGUUCUUCCUCAUCCAGACCCAGGAGAAAACCCAAGCAUUGCUCCGGCAGUUCCCCGGUCCACUCCCAACCACACCAACCUCCACUGUCCCUCAGCUUGUCGCUGGACCACAACAGCCCCAGCGUGGACGAGAACCUAAAGGGCUCCCUGCUCCUGUCACUACCCUCCCUUCCCACCUUGGGGUCUGGGGCCAUGUGGACCAAACACAGAGACACUGUCCAGGCCACCACUCCCGUCACGCCAGUCACCCCCACCACAGAUGCUCCCUGGCACUUUGGGGCGGUGGAGGGCGGUGAGAGAGAGAUGGAGCUGGGAGGAGGAGGGGACGGAGGAGGAGAGGAGUCGUCUGUAAGGUUCGGGAGCAGCUCGGCGUAUAUGGCGUUUGGGUGCAGCGAAGGCGUGCGGUUACGAGACAAAUCCCAGAGGGAGAAGCCCUCAUCACCACAGACCCAGAGAGACCACCGGGACUCUCCGUCGUCGACCACAGUGACCCUGUCCAACAGCGCAAACAACGGCGGGCCUGCGUCAGAGAAGCAGUUCAAGCGGCGCAGCUGUCAGAUGGAGUUCGAGGAGGGCAUCUCCGAGACGCGAUCCAGAGAAGAACUGGGGAAGAUCGGGAAGCAGUCCAGCUUCUCUGGGAGCAUGGAGAUCAUCGAGGUGUCCUGACAGAUAAUGAACAUGAUCGGGGCUGUCCCUUGGGGGCACAAAUGGACCUGGUCGGAGGGAGUGCAAAAGGAAGGACAUACGACGGGGAGCAGAAGAGGCUUAUUUUGUGCUCCCCUCACAGACAGUGUUAAAGACUCCACCUGAGAGAAGGACAACCAGAUACACAAGCAGAGAGUUCAUGUGAAAAAGGUUAGCAAGCAAACUAGCGUUCACACGUGAGACAGAGCCUGUGAUGUGAUCCUUAGCCAUCCUGAACUCUCGUACAAAUCUGAAUAAAAGUCUGGGGGAGGGUGGGGUUAAGGGGGUGACUAUAGGUACUGAAACUCUUAAUUUUUCUGAGCUCUGUGAGAGAUAAAAAAGAAACGACCCAGGACAAGUGUCAUGUUGCAUCCCUACUAUAUAGAAUAUCCCUAUUUUGACAGAGUUUGGACACAAAUUGCUCGCCUGCCGGUCAAAUGUAGUGUACUUCAGUGGGUGUAUAGCUUGUGAUUUGAACCAAGUCCCAUGUUUCCUCCCAAAUCUUCACCCCAGUGUCCGAAAGCCUCAGAACCUUGCACGGCUACGUCCACCCCCUCCCUCUUCCCAGUGGCUCUGCCUGCUACAGACUCUGCAUAGCAACAUCAAAAACAAUUUAAAAGAAACAAACUCCUUAACAGCACCGUCUCAUCACAUCACACAGCACAAGGGAGAGAGAUCCCAAGGACUUCAUCUAACGGCGGUACUGUAUCCAAACAAUGAAGGAUCCCCAGCAUUUUGUUGCUGAAAAGACUUUUAAAGACUCUUAGCGCAAGGCAGUGUUCCCACCCCCCCACCUUAAAGCACAGUGUGUCUUUCCUGACUUUGGCUCCCUUGUUUUCAGUGUUAACAGCGUGAUGGGACUGAGGUUUCAGUAUGGUGGCGAGGGUUCGCUUUAACGGCCCUUCAGCUCCUUUAUAGACCCACAAAUACUAUAUAUACAAUAUGAAUACAUAUAGCAAUUUUAAUGGACUUUUUUUGUUCAGUUAUAGUUUUAAUUUAUUGUAUUGGUUCAUUCUGGUAAUGAGAAAUAAUAUAAUGUUUUGUGGAUUUAUUUCUUUUUUCUUUUGUUGAAUUAUUAUUAUUAUUAUUAUUAUUAUUUGCUGUAUGGUAUUUAUGAGCACACACUCAAACAAAUACACACAUUCAACAAAUUCAAGCAAUAUGUGCCGUUCCUUCUUUGGAGAGUGAUGUAUGACUUUGAAAUGCACUUUUUUUCUGCUUUCUGGUAACCAAGUUAAGUUACCCCUCACACCCAUGGCAACGAGAUCAUUUGGAAAGCAAGGUCUUAAGAUUUGAUAGUAUAAAUAUAGAGCCACUGUUUCAUAUUUGGAUGACGGCACAGACGUCCCACUGAAACAGGAUAAGUGUGUAUUCAUGGAUUUGUCACAAUCAAGCGCUAACAGUUUUGACUGUGUGCAGAGGAAGACAAAGUAGCCCCACACAUUGAUCGCUCAGUAACAGUAAAGUAAAAAGUGUAUGCAGCCGAAUGCAUACUCUUCAACCAGUUUGAGAUUUCUAGACUUGCACCAGUGUCCUCUCUCUGAGCCAGCACCAGUUCGUCAUCAUCAUAGCGCGUCCCACCAAAGCUGAAACCACACACACACACACACACACACAUGCCCUUUACUGUAUGCACUUACACUUCUUUUCACAUAUUCAAAGCUUAGGCCCUACACACACACACACCCUUUUGUUCAUUCUCAGGGGAUCUUUCAGUGAGCCAAGCCCCCGGCACUGGGUACAGGUACAGCUGCUGGUACAUCAGCACAAUGCAUGUCCGUAAAGCUCCCUCGCUUUCUCCCCCUCUCUGUCCUUUUUUAAAUUUUUUUUUUUUGGUCUUAUUUCUUAUUUUCCAAAGCUUUGAUGAAAACAGCGUAACAAAACAGAAUGAAAAGAAAGCGCAACUUCAUAUCUUGAGGUUGAACGAAAUGAAAACGUUGCUCUCCUGGUGCGAGGUGGUUAUUUAUUCAUAAUGUAAAAUGGGUUUUCUUUUUUUUUCUUUUGACCCUUGCUUAACUUUUCGCUUUGGUAUUCUCUGACCUUUGACCCUGGGCUGCUGCAGCUACAGUAAGUUCAGCUAGAUUCCUCUGUUCACCCGAGACUCAAGCAACCUCUCCUCUCCUCUCCCUCCUCCCUAUAUUUUUAAGAAAUGUUGUUAGAAUUAUUUAUGACAUGUAACAAAAAUGAUGCAGGCUGUCCCAUUUGCUAAAAUUGUUGUUAUCGAAAUAUUAUAUUAUUAUUAUUAUUAUUAUUAUUAUUAUUAUUAUUAUUAUUAUGUUGUUGUGUAAAUAGCAACUCAUCUAAGAACUCAGAACUUAGGUGAGUUUUUAAAAGAAAAUCCUGAUACCUUAGGCUGCUUGAUGCAAAAAUACCUCAGGUUCUAUUGAAAGGCUUUUCCUUCCCCUGUACAUGUUUUGUGAAGAUGAGACAAAAAUACAGACAUGACAAAA
Perca flavescens (yellow perch) is the source of this 4983-nucleotide messenger RNA. It is a transcript of the gene dusp8a, whose product is annotated as dual specificity phosphatase 8a. Gene Ontology annotation, cellular component: cytoplasm. The record is from RefSeq and is a predicted model, not a curated record. The transcript has 5 exons. Bases 695 to 2515 code for a protein of 606 amino acids. Gene Ontology annotation, molecular function: protein tyrosine/threonine phosphatase activity; MAP kinase tyrosine/serine/threonine phosphatase activity; MAP kinase tyrosine phosphatase activity. Gene Ontology annotation, biological process: peptidyl-tyrosine dephosphorylation; negative regulation of MAPK cascade. Lineage: Eukaryota; Metazoa; Chordata; Actinopteri; Perciformes; Percidae.